AUGAGCGAGUGUGAUUCAACGGUAGUUGUACCUUUGCAACAAGCAGAAAAUGAUUCACAAGAUGGCGCUUCAAAUGCUCAAGACGGUUCGAUAAUUCUCGGUGCUUUAAAUGCUGGAAUAAAGUCAAUGAUCGUUGAGAAUUUGUCUGACACAGCAAGUGCUAUGUCUGUUAAUAUAAAUUCCGUCGAUAAUAAUCAACUAGCAAAUUUACCUCUAAGCGGUUAG
Messenger RNA from Adineta ricciae, 225 nucleotides. Lineage: Eukaryota; Metazoa; Rotifera; Eurotatoria; Adinetida; Adinetidae. The record is from the annotation of a GenBank genome assembly.